Trichobilharzia szidati is the source of this 1900-nucleotide messenger RNA. The record is from the annotation of a GenBank genome assembly. Lineage: Eukaryota; Metazoa; Platyhelminthes; Trematoda; Strigeidida; Schistosomatidae.
GUGACCUUGCGGUGGUUUUCAAAAAGUUGGUCAAUCUUGGUCUCGUCCGCCGAUCCUAUGAACAAAAUAAGAUUUUUAAAAACAGCUGUCGUGUUUUAGAAUGGCCUAGAAACAUGCCUUAUGCAGUUACUACAUGACUGGUAUUCAGGUAUAUUUGUUCGCUACUUAAAUCGGUGGUUUGAUGAAGCAGUCAGAUUAACAAAAGUGCUACGGGACUAAUUUAUUACCAUUGCUGUAGAUCUGAGGAAAAAACGCAAAUUAUCAAAGUAAUAGAAAGUGUUGGAAUCAGUUGCAGCUUCAAUUAAUUCUUCAAUAGAUAUGAACCUACGAACCUCUCAGACCGAUGAUGAAAAAGAAACUUACUCCUUGUAUGAAGAAGGGUAUUUAUCACGUCGGAAAGAUACUGAUUACAGAAUCUAUAUUCCGCCAAGUCAGAGAGAUUGUAUGGAGAAAUACUAUCCUCCUACUUCUGUAACUCCUUGUGUUAUCUAUGAUUACAGUCGUCAGCCCCCAGCAGACACUUCACACGGACACAGGUCUUAUCUACAAGGUAAGCAACAUUCAAAUAUCACGACAAAAAAUCUCUCGAAUUAUUUAGGAAGUAAUAAGUCCGUAACUGAAAAGCAGGAUAGAAAUAUAUCAAAUUCCUCUGAGAUGUACAUAACUAACAUUCCUCGUCUAACUCCGCCUGCGUUGCUACCCACUCCUUCUACACAACCUCUUAAGGCUGCUAACAGGCUAUCAUCUGAUAUCUGUACAGAUGAAAAUACGAAACCCGGUUCAUCUAAUCAAUCCUGUGGAAAGAACAAACGUCCAAGAUCAUUAUUGAAUUAUUGGAAAAGUUUUGAUCCUGAUCUACUUCGUCCUCAUGGUCGUGGUUACCAUCUGCGUAAACAACGUAUUUUCAGUCCUAUGGCUAGACUAUGGAAAGCUAUGCAACAACAAAGUCUGGUACACGUAAUGACAAGGGGUUUAAGAGAGCCCAGGGCUUUGUUAAUCGGAAAUCUGAUCGCUUUUGAUCGUUACUGGAAUUUGAUAUUGAUAAAUGUUACCGAGUACUCAGUCCAUCUGCCGAAAUCUGCAUUGAGGGGUUAUGGGAAGCCUGGACGAAGUAAAAGACGACGUGAACAACGUUUACGAAGUAUGCAACGAAGACAGCUUGAAAUGAAUACAAGUGAAAAUCAGCUUCAAAAUGCGAUAUCGAAUGAAGUAUUGUUCGAAGCAGAGGAAACGAGUCAGCUUGAUUUAUCUCAAAGUGUAGACUAUGUGAAAGAAAAUAUACCAAAUGUAUUAAUGGAAGCGACAAAUACUUAUGAUGAUGAUAAUAAUAAUAAUAAUAUUCAACGUUCAGAUAAAUGUAUUCAAGUUGCUUCUGAUACUUCUAAUUGGAAACCAUCUAUGGUCAAUUUUCAAAAAAGAGGUAUCUCUGAACUUUCAGAUAUAGCACUUUGGAAAAGUUUACAGCCAUCAUCGUCGUCAUCGCUGGCGCCUGUAGAGCAAGUGAACAAUGAAAGUGAAUAUAAGGAACAAUUGUUUAUUCGUGGUGCGAAUAUUAUUUCUGUACGAAUUCAGUCAAAUACUUGAAGAGAUGUCACUAACAUUCAUCCUGUUUAUUUUUUUUCAGAUUCAACUAUUAAGAAAAUGCAUUUACAACCAUUAUUAUUAUUAUUAAUAUCUUCAUUAUUAUUAUUGGGAACAAUCUUGGUCUGCAGAUACUUGAUUAACAGUCAAGUCGAGUGAGAUAUCGUACUAAAGUGGAAAAGACUAGUGAGGUGUAGAAGUCAAGUCUUAUUUUUUCAUAAACAAUAGACAUCAUUGUUAUAUUUUGCUAAACUUUGAGUUGAAUAGAAGCACGGAGUUGGUAACAGACGCCACUAAUCACGUUUUCCGCUUGAUUGUG